UAUUUGUUUUAAGAUAUGUAGUUUCUUAUAUUAUGCAUUCCUGAUAUUUAUGAUAAAUAUGUUGUUAUAUUAAAACUCUAUCAAUGUUGGUAGAGCUGUAUUGUUGAGCUGUUUGUUCUUAUCUUCCAGACCCGUGCUGAAAGAUAUACCAAUUUAGGAAACAAGUUUGGAGUUAUUCAUUCUUGUGCGUGAAAGUUAAGUCAAAGAGUUUGCACAGUUUGCACAGGCUAAAGUAUUGAAAUAGGAAAUUAUUUAUGUACCAGUUGUCUAGAUUUAGUCGAUACUUAGUACUUUUAGAACACAAAAUAUAUGUCUUUAAAUCGUUAACAUUUCAAAACAAUAAAAGUGUCAGUUAAUAUAUCAUGGAAGUCACAAAAUAUACUGACAAGGGUACCUAUCCUAGACUGGAAUUGCAACUGACACAUCACCGUCAACGAUACAAUUGGGAUUGUGGUGUUUCGUGUGUCUUAAUGGUUCUGGAACCAAAAACUCGGGAACAUUUGCUUCUUAAUUUCAAAGAAAUAUGCAAGGAAGAAGGCUUUAAUGAAAGUACUUGGAGCAUCGACCUGUGCUACCUGUUGAAGCGAUAUGGUGUGAGUCAUCUCUACUGCACGAUUACACUGGGGAUUCAUCCAAGCCAUCGAGGGCAGUCCUUCUAUGAUAAAGUUUUGCAAAAGGAUGAGGAAAGGGUGACCAGACGUUUCUUGAAUGCUGCAGAAAGGGGCAUCACAGUUCGCAAAGCUUCUCUCACGUGUAAAGACUUGGUUCGUCACCUCUCAGAAUCAGGACCCAUUAUCCUGCUGACAAAUGCGGCACUCCUAUGCUGUGACAUCUGCAAAGAGAACAGACUUGCAUCAGAACUGAGAGGCUGCUUGCCAUGGGGCACUGCUUAUACUGGUCACUACAUUGUGCUGUGUGGGUACAACCUGUCCAGUGAGAAGUUCUUGUACCACAACCCAUCCUUCAAAAACAGAGUCUGUAUGAUGUCCUUUGCAAAACUGGAUGAAGCAAGAUGCAGUUAUGGAACUGAUGAGGAUGCCAUCUUGGUGUAUUUCAAGAGCUGGACAUGAGGACACUAGUGAACACAAUUUCAUGUCCUUGCAGCAACAUCUGUGCCUUACAUGCAAACAGGAGAAGUGGGGACCACUGGAGCGCGCUCUCAUAUUUUUCUACAUGUGAAAAAUAAAACAGACUUUGGACAGCAUACUUUUAUGUUAUAUUAUAAAUAACACAAAUGGUGAAGUGUGUUCAGACAUAACUGUACAAUGCCUUGUUUCUAAGAAACAAAUUCUUGUCAAAAAUAAGACACAGUAAUGAAUUUAACAAUAUACAUUUCUUACCUGUUA
Cryptotermes secundus is the source of this 1346-nucleotide messenger RNA. RefSeq names its product protein GUCD1. The transcript has 6 exons. The coding region runs from base 363 to 1070 and encodes 235 amino acids. The record is from RefSeq and is a predicted model, not a curated record. Lineage: Eukaryota; Metazoa; Arthropoda; Insecta; Blattodea; Kalotermitidae.